Paramuricea clavata is the source of this 669-nucleotide messenger RNA. NCBI's taxonomy places the organism in Eukaryota, Metazoa, Cnidaria, Anthozoa, Malacalcyonacea, Plexauridae. The record is from the annotation of a GenBank genome assembly.
UCUGAAAGAAAUGGGCUGCAAGUAAUUAAGCAUGAGACUGAAUCACCAGUAACACCAAUUGAGGACUUGAAUACUAAAUCGGAAAGUGUGGCUCAACCAAAAUGUCCACCCAAAUGCCCUAACACUGCAAGCUAUUCAGAGUGCUCACCCAAAUGUCCUAAAAGAGAUUCAACGAAGGAUGUUAGCUCGGUUAAACCACAGUCGUUUGGAAAAAGAUCAGAUGAGAAAACGAAACAGUCUUCGUUCGCUAAAAAAUCUGAUCCAGAACCAUCGGAAAUUGAAAAGAAUGAAAAGGAACGUAAAAGUCCUGCCUUUAUGGACUACAUUGAAGGACAUUCUUACCUGCGACAGCUCGAGCCUCAAGAAUAUGAUCGUAAAAUGCCUGGAUUGAACAACGGCCCAUUGGCUCCCAGAAAGAGAGCUAUGCAAAUCAAAAAGACUAAAAUCAAGUCCAUAGACGAAAAUGAUGAUAAAAACAAAUCCAUCGAGAAGACUCGAAAGAGAAGAAAACAAGAGAAAUAUUUCGAGAAGAAUGCACAAGAAGCUGGAUUGAAUAAACCGUUCAAAAAAGGAAAGAAACAGAAAAUCAAACACCAUUAUCCACUGAAUCCACAUCGUGAAAUGAAAAGCGCAAGAAAGGAUCAGAAAUCGAUACGAAAAGAGCAAUAA